AUGGCUCCACCAUCGACACCAGCCCAAUCGCGCUUCUUGCAUCCCAAGAAGAAGACCCAGGUACCCCAGGCAGAGAGGCAGGUGCCUCUGUCUCUGCACAACGGCCCACGCCAAUUUGCGUCGACCCCACGGUUUAACACUUCCGCAACGCCUAGGCCGCUUUCUCAUCAGCCACCACCCUUUUCAACCCCGGUGCCAUCCUCGGCUAGGCCCCGACCCACGCCUCAUGAGACCCUGAGCGACGUGAUAGACACCUCGCCUAUCUCGCCAGAUGAGCCAGGAAAUGAUGGAGAGGACCGCAUUCGUCUCGAUGAGUCCAUAGAAAUCGACUCGCCGUCGGCCUCUAGGACACCGUCCCGCCAGUUCCAGACUAGCAGGCCAGCGAAGCGUCGGCGAGUCUCCCUGUCCCCAGAGAUAGAAGCGAGCCCUGAUGCCGACCAACUCGAUGUGUUCAUGGAGGAUGACGAGCAAGCCGAGAUCUCGAGCACGCCCGUCCUCGACGACAGGAUCGCUGUCCAGUCUUCUUUCGACCAGGGGGCGUAUGCGGCUGGCUCUCGGCCGCAGUCGCCCCGGUCGGCGGACGAACAGGCCCCUCGAAAUCCAACAUUUCAGAGCGCACCGCGCUUCAAGGCAUCUGAAACCACCACAGAAACUCAGCAUCGGCCCCUGCCGGAGGCUUUCUCCCCCCAGCGCCGUGGUGCCAAGUACGUUGCCGGCGGCCUCGCCGCCGAGGUACGCGACUGGCUGGUUCAGGUCAAAGGGGCCUCUGAGUAUGACAGACCUACCGGGUCUAGCAUCGAUGUUGUUGUCGAUGAGGCCAUGUCAGCCCCUGGGAUGCACGUCAUUGCUGCUCGACUGCCCGAUGCUGGGAACGAGAGUGAUGCUGUUCCUGGGAAGGUCAUACUUGCAGGUGAUGGCCGUGUGGCUGAACUUCGUGGGAAGAGCAUCGUGAGACGCAGCGGUGUGGUCUCGAUGUCUCAACCGAUGUGGGACAUUUCUCUGGGUGACCUCGGCCAAUUUGCAGUGGCUUGCGACUGGGAGGCAAGAGGAACGUGA
Molecule: messenger RNA, 1056 nt
Organism: Diaporthe amygdali
Lineage: Eukaryota; Fungi; Ascomycota; Sordariomycetes; Diaporthales; Diaporthaceae
Exons: 2
Coding region: 1-1056 (351 amino acids)
Source: RefSeq, a predicted model, not a curated record